This is a messenger RNA of Lasiodiplodia theobromae, 1692 nucleotides long. Its product is annotated as Heavy metal translocating p-type ATPAse. The record is from RefSeq and is a predicted model, not a curated record. The transcript has 4 exons. Lineage: Eukaryota; Fungi; Ascomycota; Dothideomycetes; Botryosphaeriales; Botryosphaeriaceae. Bases 1 to 1692 code for a protein of 563 amino acids.
AUGCCGUCCAAACGCGGCGGCUCUAUCGCCACCACAACCACCUCCACCAACGCCAACGCCACUGCUGACGUCGACGACGCCGCCAUCCGCAAGCGCAAGCAGAACCGCCUCUCGCAGCAAUGCCUGCGAGAAAAGCGUUCCGCCGGCGUCGCCAACCAGUCUUUCUUUGAGCGACUGGGCGCCGACAUCCGGCGAUUGCGAGAGGUGUGCGAGCAGCAGGGAGGAGGGGGACUGGGUGGAGGUGGCGGUGGCGGGGCUGGGGAUGGCGGGGUUGACGUGGUGGCGGAGCUGGUGCGGAUUAAUGAGGGGCUGAUUGAGGAGAAUCGGUGUCUACGAGAGGCAGUGCUGCGGAUGCGGAAGAAGCUGUUGAGCAUGAGUGGGCAGGCGAGUGCGGCGGCUGUGUUCCAGAAAAUCCUGGGGAAGGAGUCCGAUGCGCCUGAAACGACGGGCGGCGGCGCUACGUCAAACAAGCGGCGGAAGACCUCGUCGAGCACCGGAUCGGGGUCGGCGUCGGGUAGGGCUGUCGGAUAUGCAUCAUCGGAUGCGGAUGAGCCGGAUCGCAGCGAGCGGGCAGCGCUCGAUGAAGGGGAGAUCCUGGCAAACUUUCCGCUCGAACCGUCUGGAUCCUUCAACCCCCUGGUAGCGGCAACGUCUGCGCCCCAGGCCAGCGCUAUGCAAGCCUUCCAUCAACAACAACAUCGGCCGGGGGAUCCGCUAUGCAUGGAGUUUCCGCCAACUACCAGACCGCUGCCGGGCCAGGACUUCCAUACCGCGCCGAACUUCUCGUUUACGAGUGUUCCGCAGAUAUCGUUGACGAAUACGGCUAUAUUGGACGCUUGGAUGAGUCGCUCGUACGCUAAUCUCUUAACCCAGAAGAUCGAGAACGUAUGUGUGCAGUACGUCCUCAAAUCGAGAGCUUGCAAGCUGGACAUGGGAGGUGGUCUUGGACCUCUCUACCAGCAGUUUGAUGAGAGAGCAAUAGUCGAUCGGCUGGCAGAUAUUGCAGUCCACAUGAUAUUUGACGACACUGGACUAGGAAGAUUCAUCAACGUCCUUGAGGGUGCAAGGGAAUUCCUCCGAUCAGCUGUGGCAUGCCACAUCAUGUUGGGCUCCGCAAAACCGCACGACAUAGUCGACGAAAACGUCACCGACACUCCCGCCUUGACCACCAGCGCAAAACCCGCCAUCGUCGACCUCAUCGCAUGGCCGUCCCUCCGCGACCAGAUGAUGUUCCACAGCAGCUUCUACGACCUCGACGAAAUGAUCGAGGAUGUCGUCAACUACUGCGUCGCCGACAUCCCCGAGCAGAACCUCGCGUUGCAGAUGUACAGUACACCGCCAAUCACCUACCCGCACGUCACAAGCCCCCAGGACUACGAAGCCGUCAAGCCGUUUAGGUUCUCGGAACGCGAGUUCACGCACAAGAUGGUGCAGAUCAGCAACCGCGAUCUGUUCGACAUCAUCGCCCAGCGGAUGGAGGAGCCGCCGUGCACGGCCGCUAGCAUUCACGCGCAUUCGGACAUGUUGCGAACGUCGGAGAGCGAGUGCUUGCCGGCGAAGACGGAAAUGGCGAGAACCUUUAAGGGGUACAGACUAAGCGACGCCUUCUUCAAGAAGUAUCCGUUCUUGCAGUGCUCGUCACUGGCAUCUCCGUAUCCCUUCUACCCCUCCUCGAAAAUCCAGGGCUACUGA